CGCCAGUUCUCUGUCUGGGUGGCACUCUCCAAGCGGGAAUAGUGAUUGGACACCUGGUUAAAGGGGCGGAUCACGACCCUCAGUUUUAGACCCUCGAAGCCUCUUUCUUUGGAACACAGCAUCGUAUUUUCAGGGGCGGCUAGCGGUUGGUCUUUGCUGCUUGUGUUUUAAACUUUGUAAAAAAAACAAAACAAAACAAAAAAAAAAAAAAAAAAAAACGCACGAAUAUCCAGGUUACAGAAAUAUAAAAGUAAAAUCAGCAAUAAAGGAUUACUUAGAAUCCUGCGUGGCAACGUUGUUCAGCUAAUCUGCUCCUGGGAGAAGAAGCAAAGACUUGGUCAGUAAGACAGGAAUCUAAACAGGGGAUCUGGGCUCUCGUCAGUUAGCAGCAAGGGAAACAAUGGAUUCUGAGGAGGUGGCAGGCCAGUCAGAGAUGGUGACCAUCAUCCCGAAUGGCAAACACGACGAGGACCUGACCGUGCCGGUGAAAACACCUCCGGAGGAUGACGGCAGGUAUGAGGACACUGAAGGAAACGUAGCAGAGAGUGAGGAGUUCCUACCCCACACCGACGGGAAGAAACCAGCUCGCUUCACGGAUUUUGAAGGAAAGACUUCGUUUGGCAUGUCCGUCUUCAACCUGGGUAACGCCAUCAUGGGCAGUGGAAUUCUGGGACUGGCUUAUGCGAUGGCCAACACUGGCAUCAUCCUCUUCCUUUUUCUUCUGACGGUAGUGGCAGUUCUUUCCUGCUAUUCUAUCCAUUUGCUGCUGAAGUCCUCUGGAGUAGUGGGCAUUCGCGCUUAUGAGCAGCUUGGCUACAGGGCAUUUGGCACUCCAGGAAAACUAGCGGCUGGAAUAGCUAUCACCUUACAGAACAUUGGUGCCAUGUCCAGUUACCUUUACAUUGUCAAGUAUGAGUUCCCUCUGGUCAUCCAGGCCUUCCUGAACAGCAGCGGAAAGUCAGAUGAGUGGUACUUAAAUGGUAACUAUCUGGUGAUCCUGGUUUCUCUGACUGUCAUCCUGCCUCUGGCCCUCAUGAAGCAGCUAGGUUACCUGGGCUACACCAGUGGGUUCUCCCUGAGCUGUAUGGUGUUUUUCCUCUGUGUGGUGAUAUACAAGAAGUUCCAGAUCCCGUGUCCCUUCUUUGAGUUCUCGUUCAAUACCACAGAAUCGCUCAACUCCAGCACCGGCAUGGAACACUCGGUUGGCUACCAGAACGGACACACCCAGAUGGAGGCAGAUCUUGACUGUGGCCCCCGCAUGUUUACCCUUAACUCCCAGACGGCAUACACCAUCCCCAUCCUAGCCUUCGCCUUUGUCUGCCACCCAGAGGUCCUGCCUAUCUACACCGAGCUACGCAACCCCACAAAAAGGAAGAUGCAGCACGUCUCCAACAUUUCCAUCGCUGUCAUGUACACCAUGUAUUUCCUGGCGGCUCUCUUCGGAUACCUGACCUUCUAUGGUAAAGUUGAAGCAGAGAUGCUUCACACCUACAGCCGGAUCGACCCCUUCGACACCUUGAUCCUGUGUGUUCGACUGGCAGUGCUCACUGCCGUCACCCUCACAGUGCCCAUUGUCCUCUUCCCGGUACGGCGUGCCAUCCAGCAGAUGUUGUUCCCCAACAAGGCGUUUAACUGGCUGCGUCACAUCACCAUCGCAACUUGCCUGCUGACCCUCAUCAACCUGCUCGUCAUCUUCGCACCCAACAUCCUGGGCAUCUUCGGGAUCAUCGGGGCCACAUCUGCUCCCUGCCUCAUCUUCAUCUUCCCAGCGAUCUUCUACAUCCGCAUCGUGCCUAUUGAAGAGGAACCCAUGCGCUCUACCCCCAAGAUCAUGGCUGCGUGCUUUGCAGGUCUGGGAGUCCUGUUUAUGAUAAUGAGCCUGAGUUUUAUCAUCAUUGACUGGACUACGGGAAGCGACAAUGCUGGCGGUGGCCACUAGGGGUUAGAAAUAUCACUGUGAAGAUGCACUUAAGUGGAACCCUCGGAUACAGGACUGUAAAAUCUCGGCUUUGCAAAUGGAUCAACCUACCCUAUCUCAAUGCCUGCAAUUUUAAUGACACAUUUUACUGUAGAUAAUAGAGAAGAAACUACUAGGAUAAACCAGCUUGAUUUUUUUUUUUUUUUUUUUUUGGGGGGGGGGGGGGGGGUGCAUGCUAAUUUGCAGAAGCAUAUAUUUACAAACAUACCUGUUUCUUCAGGUAUACAUGAUUUUUGUCAGCCUACCAAGUCUAGGAAUCCCCCCUAUAUAAAUAUAAGAUGGUAUUAAAGCAGUUUAGGUUUUCUGGAUCUGUGAUGCCAUGGCACUGAUGCCAAAGCAAACCAUUACAGUGCCAGUGGUGGGGUAUGGUAGGGGGUACCCAGUUUGCUCAUGCUAAAACUUAUGAUAGGGCUCAGAUAGACUUUUAGAAAAGUGCAACUCUUCACAACACCUUCCUAACCCUAACCCCAUGUUAAUCUUAAUCCGUGUCUCUUGACCUGAUAAAGUAUUGCUAGUACUGUACAGACACCAAUGGUGCACAGUGACGUUUUAUAUCAGAGCUUAUAUAAAGGCUGAAAUGAUACGUUAUUUUACAAGUAGGACUGGGGAAUGAAUAACUCCUGACAAAUUGGCAUAUAGUCCGCCCAGUCUCCCUAGCAAAACAGUACUGAAGUCUUUAAAAAUGCAUUUUAAAGAUUUUAUUAA
Molecule: messenger RNA, 2683 nt
Organism: Polyodon spathula (Mississippi paddlefish)
Lineage: Eukaryota; Metazoa; Chordata; Actinopteri; Acipenseriformes; Polyodontidae
Product: sodium-coupled neutral amino acid transporter 3-like
Exons: 16
Coding region: 401-1939 (512 amino acids)
Biological process (GO): asparagine transport; histidine transport; L-glutamine transport
Molecular function (GO): L-glutamine transmembrane transporter activity; L-histidine transmembrane transporter activity; L-asparagine transmembrane transporter activity
Source: RefSeq, a predicted model, not a curated record